Molecule: messenger RNA, 2354 nt
Organism: Aethalodelphis obliquidens (Pacific white-sided dolphin)
Lineage: Eukaryota; Metazoa; Chordata; Mammalia; Artiodactyla; Delphinidae
Product: gastric triacylglycerol lipase
Exons: 9
Coding region: 1028-2221 (397 amino acids)
Molecular function (GO): hydrolase activity, acting on ester bonds
Source: RefSeq, a predicted model, not a curated record
CCUCAUCUUAACUUAAAUUAUGUCUUUAAUAACCCUAUUUCUAAAUGCAGUGACAUUCGGAGGUAUUGAGCUGAGGACCUGAACACAUCUAUUUUUCGGGUUGUCAGGGGGAAACCAACUCAAACCAAAACAGAUGGUAAAUGGUAGCUCUGACAUCAAGGCUACAAGGGUAGGUUGAUAAAUAAAAGGUCCUUUGGGAAAAUAGAAUCAUGUACAAAGCUGAAUAAAUUACCAGAAUAGCAGAAGUAUUAUAAAAACCUACUAAUUGACAAAGUGAUGAGAAACAAGGAGAACAAUAGGACAAAUAAGGUAAUAAAUGGAAAAUCUAUGAAGCAAAUAGCAAGGCAGCUCAAUAUCAUGACUUUAUGUUAUAUCGUAACAUUUACUACAUGCAAAUUUUUUUAUUCUCCUGUCAAUUUGUUUAGAUUAUUAUUAAAGUGAAGGUACAACAUUUUGAAACUCAGGUAGAGAUUUUGCAGACGCUCAUGACUAAGGCUAGAAACCUGGUUUGAGAAAUGGGUUGGAAGGACAGACAAUCCUGGGGAGGUGAGCAGACAGGACUACACUGCUGAGUCCAUUAUGAUGGGGCACAAUGUGGGGCUGGACUCCUGCCCUCCACCCGCCCCAUGCCCCAGCUCCCCAGCCCUCUCCCUGUGACAGGCAGGCCUGAGAGUGUCCUUCCCGUGGUUUUGAUCACACGGGAAUCCACAGGUUCCAGACAGAAAUCAAAGUCCUUCCUUGAUGAGGGAUCCUGGACUGGACAUGCCCUUUUCUGGGCUUUGGUCUUCAUCUGAGCACAUGAUGCACUCCACUGCAGGAUUCUUUACACAUCUGUCUCUCCCCUCACGAUGUGGUGAGUUCUCUGAAGACAAGACCCUGUUGGAUCUCAUAUACCAAGCACUGGAUCCUCGGACCCGGCUUCUCCUGCCAUCUGCCAACCUUGAUCCCUCUGCGGCGAGUCCUUGUUCUCAGGCUCUCCUUAAACACAAACAUCAUGCAAUAACUUUUUUCCUCUAAUAGGUUGAAAAUGUGGUGGCUACUUGUAACAAUGUGUUUCAUCCACAUGUCUGGAAAUUCAUUUUGUUUCCUUGGAAAAAAAGCGGUGAACCCUGAAGCCAACAUGAAUAUUAGUCAGAUGAUUUCCUACUGGGGUUACCGAAGUGAAAUGCAUAAAGUUAUAACUGCAGAUGGUUACAUCCUUCAGGUCUAUCGGAUUCCUCAUGGGAAGAAUGAUGCUGAUCAUUUGGGUCAGAGACCUGCUGUGCUUCUGCAGCAUGGUUUCCUAGCAUCGGCCACAAAUUGGAUUUCCAACCUACCCAGCAACAGCCUGGGCUUCCUCCUGGCGGAUGCUGGAUAUGAUGUGUGGCUGGGAAACAGCAGAGGAAAUACCUGGGCCAGGAAAAAUUUAUACUAUUCACCAGACUCAGCUGAAUUCUGGGCUUUCAGCUUUGAUGAAAUGGCUAAAUAUGACCUUGUAUCCACAAUCAACUUCAUUUUAAGUAAAACUGGACAGGAGAAGCUACACUAUGUUGGCCAUUCCCAGGGCACCACCAUUGGUUUUAUCGCCUUUUCUACAAAUCCCACGCUGGCUAAAAAAAUCAAAGCCUUCUAUGCAUUAGCCCCAGUUGCCACAGUGAAGUAUACCAAAACCCUGUUGAACAAACUUGCACUCAUUCCUCCCUUCCUCUUCAAGAUUCUAUUUGGUAACAAAUUGUUCUACCCACACGAUUUUUUGGAAAAAUUUCUUGGUGCUGAAGUGUGCUCCCGUGAGAUGCUGAAUGUCGUUUGUAGGAAUGCCUUGUUUGCCGUGACUGGAUUUGAUAAGAAAAAUUUGAACAUGACUCGCUUAGAUGUGUAUCUAGGACAUAAUCCAGCAGGAACUUCAGUUCAAGACGCCCUCCACUGGAGUCAGGCUGUUAAGUCUGGGAAAUUCCAAGCUUUUGACUGGGGAACCCCAACUCAGAACAUACUGCAUUAUAACCAGGCCACACCUCCCAACUACAAUGUGACAGCCAUGGAUGUACCAAUUGCAGUAUGGAGUGGUGACCAUGACUUGUUGGCUGACCCUCAGGAUGUUGGUCUUUUGCUUCCAAAACUGUCUAAUCUCAUUUACCACAAGGAAAUUCCUACUUACAAUCACUUGGACUUUAUCUGGGCAAUGGAUGCACCUCAAGAAGUUUACAAUGAAAUCAUUUCUAUGAUGGCAGAAGAUAAAAAGUAGUGCUGGAUUUAAAGAAUUAUUCAUGUACUUUUCCCAAAAUGAUUUCUUCUCUUCCACAUAGUUUUCUGUACUGUUUUAAAUGCAAUGUUUCUUUCUGUAAUUCUGACUUUCAAAAUAUAUUAGCAUCAACAAA